Diospyros lotus (date-plum) is the source of this 1806-nucleotide messenger RNA. Its product is annotated as RING-H2 finger protein ATL46. Bases 686 to 1762 code for a protein of 358 amino acids. The record is from RefSeq and is a predicted model, not a curated record. NCBI's taxonomy places the organism in Eukaryota, Viridiplantae, Streptophyta, Magnoliopsida, Ericales, Ebenaceae. The transcript has a single exon.
CUUGGCAUCUCAUUUCUCGGCAUAAAAGUGGGGCUGCUGCUGCUCAAACUUUGUUCCUUUUCGCCACUCUUUUACCUCUCUCUCUCUCUCUCUCUCUCUCUGGGAACUGUCAACACUGUCAGUGCCAGCCUUUAGCUUCCGUGAUUCUUCCUUUUUGAGCCAGAGAGAGAGAGCGAGCGAGCGAGCUUCCAUCUCUUUCACCCUUCUGUUUUUCUUCUCCAUUCUAUAUCCAUGCCUUGAAGAAAGAGAAGAGGUUUGAUUAAUUUAAUUCAUAUUGAACUUUCCUCUUCCCUGAAACCUGUGACUUUUAGGGUUUUGGAGGGCUGCAACUUGUGGGUCCAACUCCAAUUGAAGAGCCCUUUGGAAAGGAAAUACAUUGGCAGUGUGUCUUCUUCAGGGUCAAGGCAGGUAUUCUCUCGAAGCUCAGCAUUUUCUUCUGUUGUCAUCUUCUCAUUAUUACACAAUCAGCGACUUGGGUUUUCCAUCUGAAAAAGAAGGGUUUGCUAGAGAAGCUGCAAUCCCUCACAAAUCUGAGUGCAAAUCUGGAACUUGAAGAAUAUUUGAGUUUUAUGUUUGUGGAAGCGAGAAGCUCUUGUUCUAGUUUAUUGUGAAAUUGACUUGGGGGCUCUGGUGGCCCUGAUUUAUCAGCAAGAAAGACUGGAGUUUUCUGCCUGUGAUCCGUUCGAUGUCAGAACUCAGAGAAAGAAAGUUGUUUUCUGGGCAUGCCCAUUUGAAAUUUUCUUGGAUUCAACAUCAAAUCCACCAGAGAGAUGGCGCUUUGGUCUAUCCACCUCCAUAUGUUGAUACUUUCCGCAAAGAAUCAAACCCUUCUUCUUCUUCUUCCUCUUCAUCUGGCACUAGAAUCAGUCCAGCUGUUCUAUUCACUAUAGUAAUCAUGGCUGUUCUGUUUUUCUUAUCUGGUCUCCUCCAUCUGCUUGUUAGAUUUCUCACCAAGCACCAUUCUUCUUCAUCUCAAUCUAAUGAUAGAUACCCUGAAGUUUCUAACUCUGAUGCUCUCCAAAGACAAUUACAGCAACUUUUUCAUCUUCACGACUCUGGUCUGGAUCAAGCUUUUAUUGAUGCUCUACCUGUCUUCAUUUACAAAGAGGUAGUGGGUGCUAAAGAGCCAUUUGAUUGUGCAGUUUGUCUCUGUGAAUUUUCUGAGAAAGACAAGCUGAGGUUGCUCCCUGCCUGUAGCCAUGCCUUCCACAUCAAUUGUAUAGAUACUUGGCUCUUAUCCAACUCGACAUGUCCUCUUUGCAGGGGAACCCUCUUUACUCCUGGACUUUCAAUUGAAAACCCAAUAUUUGAUUUUGAUGAUUUUAGAGAAGAGGAGAGGUUUCCCAAUGAUGCAGAAAACGUGCUUGUUUCUGGUCCGAAGACAGUAGAAACUGAGGAAAUUGUCAGUGAAAAGGGGGUUUUCCCGGUGAGACUUGGCAAGUUCAGAAUAUUAGACGAUAAUGCAGGGGAGACUGAUGUAGGGGAAACCAGUAGCAGUAAGUUGGAUGCUAGAAGAUGUUAUUCGAUGGGCUCGUGUCAAUAUGUGGUUGGGGAUACAAACCUUAGGGUCAGCUUGAGCAAUGAUCAAGAUGAUCGGUGCAGGAAGCUUGUGAAAGGAAUAGAGAAGGGCAAUCCUAUGGUUGAUGGGGAUAUGGAAGGGAAGAAGAUUGGUAUUGGGUCAAGAACAGAUAGCUACUCCGUUUCCAAAAUUUGGCUUUGGUCUAAGAACGGAAAAUUUGCAAGUUCCUCAGAAAUCCAAUAAGUAAUCCUUCCCCUCUUGAUAUGAGAAGGUACUUUCUUCUUCAA